Pteropus alecto (black flying fox) is the source of this 1202-nucleotide messenger RNA. RefSeq names its product fibroblast growth factor 22 (gene FGF22). The record is from RefSeq and is a predicted model, not a curated record. Gene Ontology annotation, cellular component: cytoplasm. Gene Ontology annotation, molecular function: growth factor activity; fibroblast growth factor receptor binding. Lineage: Eukaryota; Metazoa; Chordata; Mammalia; Chiroptera; Pteropodidae. The transcript is spliced from 3 exons. The annotation marks the transcript as partial. Gene Ontology annotation, biological process: positive regulation of gene expression; positive regulation of cell population proliferation; regulation of cell migration.
UGGUUGCUGCUGGCGCGGGCGCCGGGAGCCGCGGGGUCCCCAAGCAGCCCCCGGAGACCGCGCAGCUACCCGCACCUGGAGGGCGAUGUGCGCUGGCGACGCCUCUUCUCCUCCACCCACUUCUUUCUGCGCGUGGACCCCAGCGGCCGCGUGCAGGGCACCCGCUGGCGCCACACCCCUGACAGUGUCAUUGAGAUCCGCUCCAUCCGAGUGGGGGUCGUGGCCCUGAGGGCCGUGCACACCGGCUUCUUUGUGGCCAUGAGCCGCAGGGGCCACCUCUACGGGUCGCGGGUCUACAGCGCCCACUGCAGGUUCCGGGAGCGCAUCGAGGAGAACGGCUACAACACCUACGCCUCGCUCCGCUGGCGUCAGCGCGGCCGGCCCAUGUUCCUGGCGCUGGACGGGCGAGGAGCCCCACGGCGCGGUGACCGGACACGGCGGCACCACCUGUCCACCCACUUCCUGCCCGUCCUGGUCUCCUGAGGCCCUGAGGGGCCAUGAGGAACGGCCCGACAAGAUUCCAGAAGAUGCCUGGGCAGGCGGCCAGGAGCCAGAGGCUGGGGGAGGCCCAGGCCAUGGCCAGGCCGCGUCUGGUUGCUCGUUCCUUCCCCGGGCAUUGGCUGCCUGUGUGCCCAGCACUGGGGACCCCCCAGAGGACCACCCCCCGACACGGCCUGGCCCUCAAGCAGCUCUUACCUGAGUCUGAGGGGGCCGGACACCGAGCUGAGCAGGGGCUGCCAGUGUCCAGUCAUGAGCUAGGGGGUGAGGCAGCCCAGACAGGGCACCUCCUGGGCUGGGAACUAAAAGAUUCGGUCAGGUGGUGGCCACAAGGUCUGGAAAGGACACUCGGGGCAGGGCACAGCAGGCAGCGAGCAGGGGACCUGGGGCGGCCAGGGGCGCCGCAGACAUGCCAUGGGGUGACAAGUCCUGGCCUUGGCACUCGUGGACUUGUUUCCUCAUCUGGCAGAUAGACUUUGCAGGUGAUUAAAUCAAGGCCCCCCGAGAUGGGGGGCCCUCACAGGGCCCUCGUAGGAGGGAGGCAGGAGGGUCACAGAAAGGUGGUCGGGGCUGUGUUGCUGGCUGUGAUGAGGGGGAAGGGGCCACGCUCCAGGGACCAGCCCUGCCCACACCUGAUUUAGCCCCGUGAGACCCGUGUCGGACUCCCAACUCCAGGACUGAGAAUAAAUGCAUGGUUUAAGCCA